AAUGACGGCACUGGUGCUCGCGCCUUGAUCAAAUAUCGGCGGAUUCCCCCCCCAAAAAACGUUAUUUUCAAAACGCAAUAACGACGGUUGCUAAUAAACAUGUCUUGUAUCCGCAGGGUGAACGGACAAUUCCCGUGUAUGAGCCCCGCUGUCAGCUGCUCCCGCCUGCGCCAUGUCCAGUCACUGCUGUGGGAGGGGGAAGCCAGCCCUGAUGGGAUUCUUUGCUCUCUGGGGAUUGACAGCAGGUAUAAUGAGGGCUGCAGUGAGCUGGCCAACUACCUGUUCUACGGACUGUACCGGAAGAACCAGCUGAACCUGGAGCACAUUCUGGAGGACUUCCCUGAGGAGGUGCUGGAUGAUGUGAUCGUGCUGAUCAAGGCAGAGAGUGUUCACCUGUACUGUAACCCAAUCAACUACAAUUACCUGCUGCCCUACGUCUCCCACUGGAGGAAUCUCUCCAUACACUGCCUUACCCAGCCAGAGUAUGAAGACGAGGAAGCAGCGGAGGAGUUUAAGAUCUCCAGCUUUGUGAGCAUGGUUCAAGACUGCAGCCGUAUUGGAGUUCCUUACAGCACCCAGGGCCACAUCCAGACGUUUGACAUGUUUAUGAUAGAGAAGUGGCCCAUCAUUCAGGCCUUUGCUUUGGAGGGGAUCGGUGGAGGAAGCUUCUUCACCAUGAAAUACAAGUUGAUGGACAUUAGUGAGAAGCUGUGGCAGACCUACACCAGAUUGGACCCUGUGUCCCUAGACAACCUGCUGACUGAGGACCUGGUGUUGUUUGAGAAGCAGUGGAGCAGUUUCUUCUCCAGCUUUGACAUCGAGAGCCAUCUGUCUAUCCUGGAACUGUCUGAGGCUCAGGCAGGGGAGGCGUUCCGGAGUUAUUUCUCUCAUGGCCUGAUCUCCAGUAACAUCGCUGACAGCAGCAGGAGACGGCAGCCCUUGGUUCUGUUUGGGAGCCACUCCUCCAUGGAGAACCUUCACAGCUACUCCUUCAACUUCCCUUCUGAUGGACACCAGGUCCGCAACACCGGACCCCAGGGGACCUCAGCCAAACACAUGGUUCUCCAGUGUGUGGCUCCUAAAGGAUCUUUAGCCUGCUCCAGGACUUACUUCUUUGGAACCACUCACAUCCCCUACCUAGGGAAUGACAACAUGCAACAGAAGAAAACAGAACUCCUUCUUCUCUCUCAGAUCUAUGCAGCAGCCGUCCAGUCGGUCCUGGCUGGAAUCAAAUGCUACUCCAACACCACAAGUGCUACUAAGGCGAAGGACGUAGCAGAGCAUACCUUCCAUCUGGCACUGGACUCGGUCCACCUGCCUCAGUACAGAACUGCUCUCAGAUCUAAAAGUGUUUUCCACAUCCAAGCUGUGAACAACCAGGGCAGAAUUGUUCCUCUGAGUGAGGAAGGGAGCUGCUUCUUGGUGAAAACUGCGUCCAUGUCAGUGUACGACAUCCCAGACCUCCAGUGGGGGAAAGGAGACCUGGGCUCUGUAGUCUUCUCUGAGUCCUUCUUGGUGUCCAGCAUCAACAUCCAACAGAAAGAUGGAAGUGUUUCCUCAGACAGCUGCUACACCAUCCUGACGACAGCUCUGCCUCGAUACGUCUGCUGGCUGGUGGAGUCUGAUGUGAAGCAUUCUGAGAAGGCCCAGGUCCUGCUGAAGGAGGAGGAGGGUACCUGCCUGGGCACCUCUUUGACUACAGCAGACACAGCUCAUGUGUUCUCCAACAGCCUGCUCUCCACUCCAGAGGAAGGUAAGAUGAGCUUCUUCACAGAGGGCAUCCUGUUCCUCCAUCCUCAGUACGGCACCAUCAGUCUACCCAGGAGCCUCAUCAGCCGGAUCAAGUUGUAUGACCUGGACUCGUCGAGCGUGGUGGCAGCUCUGUUUGUACAGUAUGAAGCUGCUCUGCUGUCCCACCUGCCCUUCCCUCUCCACAGUGACGACCACUGUUUGGUCUUCAGCCUCCAGCCACGCUCACAGAGUCACCGAGCCUUCUACUCACAGGUGUUACCAGUGUGGCAGGGGUCCGACUCUGGACUCUCUCUGCAGCUGGUGGACAGAGAACAGCUGACCUGUGAUCAGAGGAACAUGCACUCCAGACUGCAGUGGUUGCAUGACUGCCACGCCCCCCCUGUGGCCAAACGCAGAGGCAGCCUGAAGGCCUCAUACUCCCAGCUACCAGAACAGGAGAUGUUCCUGCAGCACUUUGCUCUGAGCAGUGUGGGUCAGGAGCCCAUCCAGGAUGACCACCUGGGGGCACUGUUCUCCACGCCAGACACCAGGAACCCUCUGGCAGGACGCACUGACAAGGUGGUUAUAACCAUCAUCUCUGGACUACCGGGCAGCCACAAGAACAGACUGGUUAACUUCCUGGUCCAGCUGAAUAGAGAAGGAGGAAGGUGGGUUGUCUACCGUCCAGGUCCAGACUGCAGUGAUUGUUUCUCCACCUCCCACUUCCAGCGCUACCUGUCCUGCUUCCUGGAGACACAGAGAGCACCUGGAGGGAAGCCCCGACUACUGCUGCUCACUCCUGGAUGUACAGAUGUAUUAGACGUGGUCCAGGCGGUCCUGUCCCAUCCAGAUGCUGUGGUCCAGGCCUGUUUCACCAUCGGGGCGGUCACAGCCUGUGUGGACCCUCUCAGCUCGUACAUGGAACACAGAUUUGUCUUCCCGAAGCUGGUGGAGCAGUGCAGCCAAGGUAUAGUGAGUACGGUCGUCUUCACUGGACUGGCAGCAGAACAGAAGAACCCUCUCCUCCAAACCGUACAGCAGCUGAUCCGGUCAGCCAAUCCCAACGCUGUCUUCAUCCUGGCAGAGAGAGGAGCCGUUACCAGGAAUGAGGAUGUGAAGAUGAUUUUGUCUGAGAGCAGCUUCUCUGAGGCGCAGAUGAUGAGAGCACGCUAUCUGCUCUACCCUGGCUGGUGUAAAGGCCGGUUCAUCAGUGGCUGUGGGUCCCUGUCUUUGGGCCACCAAUAUGUGAUGUUCAACCUUCCCCUGGAGAGACCUCUGUUUCUGAAACACUGUAAAGCCUUCAAGUCAGCUCUGAGACCAAACCCUUUCAGAGGAAACGUCUACAACGUCUCGGGGAAGGUCCUCUUCUCUGACUCUGAGAGGAUGAUGGAGGUGAGCUACAACACUGUGAGUGGGAACCUCCGUAUCACUCAGCAGCCCUUGGGGGACAGCCACCAGGGAGACCAGGAGCCCUCUGGAUGCUUCCUGCUGUUCCAUGGAGUGGGAUUGACACAGGAGGCCCUGAAGGACUGGCUGAGGAUCUGUGUAAAACAGAAGGAGGAGAGGAAGGUGAAGAAGACCCACACCAGCCUCUCUCCUCAGGAAAUCAGGACCAUCCAUGUGAAGAGGCAUCUGGACCCUCUGCCUCCAGGCUUCUUCUACAACGGACAACAGUACGUCAGUUUCUUUGGGGAGAAGAACAGCUUCCAUCCACAAAUGGACCAGUUCAUAGCGGAGUAUGUUGAGGAGGCCAACCGAGAGAUCGACCUCUUCAACAAUCAGCUGGAGCAGCAGCAGCACCAGGACCUGUUUGACCCUUAGUGACCCCCAAGGUUGGGGUUAGAGGUCGUCUGUCUCGUCCUUUUACUGUUUGUCCUCUUCAGCACAUCUCAAAGGGAAACAAAUGGGGAAACUAUACCAUACAUCCUGUCACCUCCACUAUACCAUACAUCCUGUCACCAUACAUAUAGGGGUGAUAAACAUAACUGAAUCAAGACAUUAUUAUGGUGAGAGAGCACAAGCUUUCUGUGCAGAUAAGAGGUUCAACUUUACAUUGUCAGUCAGUAUCAUCCUAGGUAUGUUUCUAAUAGGCCAGUAGAAUUGGUUCUAUUUGUAGCCUGGCUGUUGGCAUUAUUAAAACACUCCUUUCUCGUC
Messenger RNA from Oncorhynchus masou masou (cherry salmon), 3885 nucleotides. It is a transcript of the gene dnaaf9, whose product is annotated as dynein axonemal assembly factor 9. Bases 100 to 3552 code for a protein of 1150 amino acids. The record is from RefSeq and is a predicted model, not a curated record. The transcript is spliced from 35 exons. NCBI's taxonomy places the organism in Eukaryota, Metazoa, Chordata, Actinopteri, Salmoniformes, Salmonidae.